Messenger RNA from Ichthyophthirius multifiliis, 2904 nucleotides. Its product is annotated as insulin-degrading enzyme, putative. Gene Ontology annotation, molecular function: metal ion binding; metalloendopeptidase activity. Gene Ontology annotation, biological process: proteolysis. The record is from RefSeq and is a predicted model, not a curated record. The transcript is spliced from 6 exons. NCBI's taxonomy places the organism in Eukaryota, Ciliophora, Oligohymenophorea, Hymenostomatida.
AUGAUCCCAAACACUGAAACUAAAAUAGAAAAAAGUCCAAACGACAACCGUGAAUAUUUAGGUUUCACACUAAAAAAUGGUAUAAAAGUAAUCGUAAUAAGUGAUAAAGAAACCGAUAAAUCUGCCGUCUCUCUCGAUAUUCAUAUUGGUCAAUUAGAAGAUCCCCGAACCUGUUAAGGCAUAGCCCAUUUUUGCGAACACAUGUUAUUUAUGGGUACAAAAAAAUAUCCUAUACAAAAUGAAUUUUCUCAAUUUUUAAAUUAGAACAGUGGAUCAGAUAACGCUUACACAGACAUGAUGAACACAAAUUACUAUUAUGACAUAAAAAACGACUAAUUAUAAAAUUCACUAGACAGAUUUAGUUAAUUUUUCAUUGAACCAUUAUUUGAUGAAACUUGCGUUGAGAAAGAAAUUUAAGCAAUCGAAAGUGAACAUUAAUUGGGUUUAAACGAUGACAGUAAUCGUCACUGGGAAAUAUUUAAAUCCCUAUCUGAAAAAAACAGCAAUUUUAACCAAUAUGGAGGUGGUUGUUUAGAAACUUUACAAAAGCCCACAAUUAGAUAGGAUUUAAUUGAUUUUUAUGAAAAAUAUUACAGUUCAAAUUUAAUGAAUCUAGUUAUUUAUGGAGUGGACGACAUUUAAAUAUUGUAAAAAUGGGCAAUUGAUUACUUUUAAGAAAUUCCUAAUAAGAAUAUAUAAAGACCUAUAUAUUAAGACCAUCCAUUUUUACCCUAUGAUAAAUACUUGGGUAAAUUAAUAAAUAUAAUCCCUGUUUUAGAUGAAGAUACGAUAGAGUUUUGUUGGAUUGUAGACUAUUUCCUGAAAGAAAGAGAGGUAAAAAGUGAAGAAUAUCUAUAACAUAUAUUCGGACAUGAAGGUGAAAACUCGCUUCUUUCUUUGUUAAUAGAUGAAGGUUAUGCAUCUGAGAUUGUAUCUUUUGGGGAAAACUGUAUGGGGUUGUUCAGUUAUAUAGGUAUUUAAAUAACUUUGACAUCUUAUGGAUUCGAUAAUUGGGAUAAAGUAUGCCAUGUAGUUUUUUAAAUGGUAGAAGUUUUAAAAAAGGAAGGUGCAAGGGAAUAUAUAUAUGAAGAAAUAAAAGAAACUCAUAAAAUAAACUUUAGGUUUUUAGAAAAAAUAGCUAAGCAUGAAUAUGUGACAAAAAUUGCAGAUGAAAUGCAUCAUUGUAAAGACAUUGGAAAUGUUUUAAAAAAUAAAUACUAAUUUAAAAAAUUUAAUAAAAAUUUAAUUGAAAAAUUAAUAAAUAGCCUAAAUAUGGAAAACUUAUUAAUUUUUUUAUCAACACAACAAUAUGAAUAGGACGAAGAUGAACAAGAUGUAUAUUUCGGAGCUAAAUAUAAAGUUAAUUAAAUUCCAGAUAAUAUAAAAAAAUUAUAAUAAAUAAAAUAUGUAAACCAUUUUAGUACUAAAAAAUUAGGAUUACCAUUAUAAAAUAAAUUCAUUCCUAAAAAUUUUGACUUAUUGGAAAUUAAAAAUGAAUAAAAAUAUCCUAUUUUAGUUUAUUAAAGCUAAGAAUCAGAACUUUAUUAUAAACAAGAUGAUUUUUUUAAAAUUUGUAAAAUUUAUGGAAAUCUAUAAAUAUUUACUAAUGAUUGUAGUUAAGGAAAAUCUGUAAAAGCUGAAGUAUUGGGAGAAUUAUGGUUAGAAUUAUUAUAAUAUUAUAUAAAUGAAACACGGUAUUAAGCAGAAACUGCACAUAUAAAUAUUAAAUUAGAAUAAACUUAUACUGCUUUUUAAAUUAAAUUCAAUGGAUAUAGUGAUUCUAUGCAUAAUUUAUUAUAAGAGUUUUUCAAACUUUUUUUAAAAUACGAUCCUGAAAAAUAAGGAGAAAGAAUAUUUAAAAUAUAUUAUGAAAAAUUAGAAAAUGAUUAUAAAAAUUUUUAUAGAGAUUCACCAUAUAAAAUAUGUUAAGAUUUACUUAAAAUUUGCAUGAUUUCUGACGGAAAAUAUUCUUUAAAAUAAAAACUUAAUAUAUUAAAAAAAUUAAAAUUCUAAGAUAUAAUUGAUUAUAAUAAAAGUUGGCUUUAGAAUUAUAGAAUGCGAUGGCUUUUAAUGGGUAAUAUAUCAUUAGAAUAAUCAUUUUUUUUAGUUAAAUAUGUUGAAUAAUGUAUGAAAUAAUUAAGAUUAAAUAAUUAAAUUUUAUAAUUAUUUUAAAUUCCUACUAUAAAAUGCAAUAAAUUAAAUUCUGAUAAUUUAUAUCUAUUAGAAUAUCAUGUUUCAAAGAAAUUUUGUAAUAUGGACGAAACCAAUUCUAGUUUCAUUUGUCAUUUUCAGAAAUCGAUAGAAACAUUAGAAUAAAGAGUAUAUAUGCAAUUACUACAUAAUUAUUUAUCUGAACCUUUAUUCAAUUAAUUAAGAACUAAUGAUUAGCUUGGAUAUAUAGUUGAUUGUUGGGAAGAAACCUUCAGAAGUGUUAGUGGAAUGAGUUUUUUAAUUUAAUCAUCUACAUUUUGUCCUAUUAUUGUAUCAGAAAAAUUAGAGUCAUUUUUGGUAAAUAUUAACUUAAAAUUGAAAAAUUUAUAAGAAUAAGAAUUUAACGAAUUCAAACAUUCUGUGGGGGUAAAAUUGACUGAAAAAUUUUAAUCUCUUUCUUAAGAAUUUAAAUUUAUGAGAGGAGAAAUUUUAAUAUAAUAAUAUAUUUUUAAUAGAAAGGAACUUGUAAGCGAUGUAUUAUAAAAUAUUUCAGUAUAAAAUUUUAUUGAAUUUUAUUAAAAUUUAUUCUUUAAUGAAAGAAAAUUAAUUGAAAUACACUUCAUUUGUAUAAAUCAUAUCAAUGAUUAAAAAUUGAAUAAAGAAAAGUAUAAAGAAUAAAGAAAAAUAACUUAAUUAAAAGAUGAUUAAAUGCUAAAAGAUAUUUGUAAUUAAAAUAAUUAAUUCUACGACUGA